This is a messenger RNA of Paramecium pentaurelia, 246 nucleotides long. NCBI's taxonomy places the organism in Eukaryota, Ciliophora, Oligohymenophorea, Peniculida, Parameciidae. The record is from the annotation of a GenBank genome assembly.
AUGUUAAUUUUGUUAUAAUUUGUGGGAACUUCUAAGUUGGUUUUAAAAAUACUAAAUGAAAAUGAAGGUAUAAAUUUUUAAAUUCAUUCAGUUAAAACUCAUAUAAAAAGGUUUAAGAGCUAUAAUUGGAAAAUAGCUCUAAGAUAAAGAAUUUUGAAAAUUAUUAAAUAUCAAAAUAGAAGAAAGGAAAAUUAUAGGAAGAAAUAUCAAAAAAAUAAUAAGUCGAGUCACAUUUACAUUCGAUGA